AUGGCCGAUACCAUCAGUCUUGACCAGUCUCGUGUCACAAGCCAUGAUGACAAUCAAUCGACACGACAAAUUGAGCCGCUCACUGUCGAAGAGGAUGCACAAGAAUACGAACUGACAGGUCUUGGCCUGAUCACAGUCAUAUCGGGACUGGUGCUUGCCAUAUUUCUGGUUUCUCUGGACUCAGCAAUUGUCGCGACCGCCGUGCCGUAUGUGACUGCAGAGUUCAAGUCUGCCGGAGACACGGCUUGGUAUGGAAGUGCAUAUACUCUCGCGACUUGUGCCCUCCAACCCAUCGCUGGCAAAUUUUACGCCAAAUUUNCCCGUCAAGCUCCAAAUGCUGUUGGAUUGAUUGUAGGAAGAGCGAUCGCUGGAGCUGGAGCUGCUGGCUGCACCACUGGCGCCUUCACAAUUGUCGCUAUGUCAGUCCGCCUUCCUAGACGAACCACAUAUCUCAGCGCACUGCAGUCGACCUUCGGUAUCGGCAUCAUGCUUGGACCACUUCUCGGAGGAGUUUUGACUCAACGCGUUACCUGGAGAUGGUGCUUCUAUAUCAAUCUUCCCGUCGGCGCCAUCACCGUUCUGUUUCUGGUCUUGUUCUUCCAUCCGCCAAAGGAAGAUCGAGCGAACACGCCUGCCCAGAAGAUGGCAAGUCUGGAUCUUGUCGGUCUUCUGCUGUUCGCACCAGCCACGAUUAUGAUGCUCCUUGCGAUUCAGUGGGGUGGUUUGGUGUAUGCUUGGGGAAGCGCUACCAUUAUUGGACUCUUUGUCGGUGCCGCAGUUCUCACCGUCAUCUUCGCUCUCUGGCAAAUCCGCAAAGGUGAUGAUGCCAUGAUUCCACCAAAGCUUCUCACGCAACGCGUCGUCUUCUCUGCUUGUCUAACCGAGCUUUUCGCCAUGGGGACCGUUUAUGUGGCUACAUACUAUCUGCCUCAGUGGUUCCAGAUUGUCAAAGGUGUAUCUCCCAUCAGGUCCGGCGUCAUGUACCUACCUCUGUCGCUCUCUGAUGUCGCUUCCGCAUUGAUGGUGGGUAUACUUCUUCCUUAUGUUGGCCUCACAAACCCUUUCAUUCUGGCUGGCACGAUCUUGCUGGCUGUCGGAUCUGGUUUGCUAUCCACACUCAGCACAUCUUCGGGCAGCCAAUACUGGAUACCCUACCAAAUCCUACCUGGCAUGGGCGCUGGUAUUUCGCUCUGGAUGCCAUAUGUAGCUAUUCAGACCGUUCUGAAACCCGAAGACAUCCCUGUCGCGACAGCCUUGCUGCAAUUCUUCCAGUCAUUUGGAGCAGCAUUGUUCCUAGCUCUCGCGCAAGCGGUCUUCUCGAGUAUCUUCUAUGCUGCUCUCAAGUCUAAAGAUAUCGUCGGUCUGGACUUGUCCGCCAUCGUCCAUGCAGCUCCUGCAGAUUUCCGAGCGCUUGUUCCGAAGGAAAAUCUUGCGCAAGUAUUGAACGCCUACAAUCAA
Aureobasidium vineae is the source of this 1458-nucleotide messenger RNA. Lineage: Eukaryota; Fungi; Ascomycota; Dothideomycetes; Dothideales; Saccotheciaceae. The record is from the annotation of a GenBank genome assembly.